AUGAAAAAAUGGCUAUGUUCCAUCGAUUUUCCCAUAAAUUCUCCAACCCCAACCCCCACCAAGGUUUCCCUCACGGGUGUGGCCAUCAACCACGACGGCCGCGCUGCCACCAUCACGGCGCCCAACGGCACGGCGCAGCAGCGCGUGCUGCGCAGCGCGCUGGCCGAGCGACAGACGCAGGGAGAGGACGUGACGAUGAUCGAGUGCCACGGAACAGGCACUGCUUUGGGUGACCCCAUCGAGGUUGGUGCGCAGCGGGCAGUCUAUGGCAAAGGCCGCAGCGAAUCGCAGCCAUUGAUCCUGGCUGCCACGAAGAGCAACAUUGGGCACUUGGAAGGCUCCGCCGGUGUUGCCGGCAUCUCGAAGGUCAUUUUGGCCAUCACCAAGGCUCAGAUCACCCCGAAUUUGCACUUGGAAAAACUGAAUCCAAACAUCGAUCUCUCGGGCUUCCACGUCUUGAUGCCGGACAAGUUGGUGGAAUGGAAGAGUGCCAGCUUGCGCUCUGGUGUGUCCUCCUUCGGUUUCUCUGGCACCAACGGCCACGGUUUGAUGGAAGCCACGCUGACGAACGCCACACCGCCCCAGAGGGCACCCAUGAAGUUCGCGCGCAAGGUGUUGAAACCAUGGAGGGAAUGGAUGAAGACAGUUCUGUACUUGGAAGAUUGGUUGCCUGCCGAUGUGGUUCCGACCUCCGGCCUGGUGGAAGGAACUGCCGUGCUGGCCACUCAGAGCCUGUCCGAUGAGUUGCUGAAGGCGCUGCCGAAGAUCCAAGUGCAGCACAUGUUGUUUCUAUCCACAACUCAUGAGGCCAUGAAGGGUCGCCCUGCAGCAAUCUUCUGUGCUGACGCGGAAACCCCCAGUGGGGAGCCAUCCAUGAAGGCCUUGGAACAGUUGCUGGUCUUCCUGCAAGCUGCCGCCACGGCCGAAGAUCCCAAGCUGCUGCUGGUCGUCACGCGCGGCGCGCACGAGGCCGGAGCCUCCUUCGACGGCGCCUGUGCGCUGUGGGGUCUGCUGCGCUCCGCGCGGAUCGAGAUGCCACGGCUGGUCAUCAAGGCGUUGGAUGUGGAUCUCAAAGCAACCAAUCAGGACGUGGCCAAGGCCGUGGCCCUGGAGCUUCAAGGCGCCGACAACGACGUGGAGGCUAUCACGGGUAGCGCUGGACGUCGGGUGCCGCGGGUGGUGGAGGCGCCACAGGAGGCGUUGCAGCUGCAGAGGCAGGAUGCUAUGAGAGAUGCAGAGAAGAUGGCAACACAGGUCAAGCAAGGGCUGCAGCUGGUCACCGGUGGUCUGGGCGGUUUGGGCCUGGUAGCGGCAGAGGAGUUGGUGGCCCUGGGGGCACCAGGUCUUUUGCUCACUUCCCGCAGUGGAUGCGUGGCGGAAGGUCAGAAGCGUUUACAAGAUCAAUUGAAGCGGCUUCAGCUUUUGCCUGGACUGACAGUUCAGCUGAAGGCCUGCGACGCAGGCAAGGCCAGCAAUGUUGCGAGCCUCUUGCAAGAGGCCAAGGAUGCCAAGGACCCGGUACGAGGCGUGGUGCACGCUGCAGGCAUCCUGGAUCGAUGCCCUCUGGUAGAGUUGGAUGCUGGACGCCUGCACAAGGUCAUGAGUCCAAAGGCCAGUGGCGCCUGGCAUCUCCACGACAUGGGCGAGGACUUGGAACUCUUCGUGCUCUUCAGUUCGGUCUCAGCCACCAUAGGCCUUGCGGGCGGCGCUUCCUAUGCCGCAGCAAACUGCUACUUGGACGGCUUGGCCGCAUGGCGCCACACUGCGCUGAGCCGCCAUGCUGUGAGCCUCAAGUGGGGCCCUGUUUCAGAGGUGGGCGUCACUGCGAAUGCGGGCAGCGACAACUUGGAAGCCAUGGCCUUGAAGACCUUGUCCCCAGCCCAGGUGGGUAGCGCCCUGCGCCUCUGCCUGGCUGGACCUUCGCCGCGCUCAGAGCUGUUGCUGGCGCGAGCCGAUUGGCCCGCCUUCAUGCGUGAGGUUGGCAUGGACAUCCCACAAUUCAUGGAUCUACAAUCCAAGACAGAGCAGGCUGCGGCUGGUGCUCCUGGUGCUUCUUCAUCGCUGGCACUGCUUCCAAUGGAGGAGCGGCAGAAGAAGGUCCUGGAGUCCAUCCGCUCCGCGGCCAGUGGCAUGGGUCUUGAGAUGGAUGACAACACCCCCUUGAUGGAAGCUGGUAUUGACUCCCUCUCAGCUGUGGAGUUCCGCAAUAAGGUGUCCAGCGAGUUCCGCUCUGUUCGUUUGCCAAGCACUUUGAUGUUCGACUACCCCACCCUGACGGCCCUGGCGGACUACGUCUCUGAGCAGCUGCUGCCCGAGACCGGCGCUGCAGCGCCGGUGGUGGUGGCGCCCAGUCGGGCGGCCCCCAAAGCGGUGAGCGGCGAAAGCGAGCACCUGGCUGUGCUGGGAGGGGCCUGCCACCUGCCAGGAGAUAGCUGGUCCUUGGAGAAAUUCGACUUCAUGCUCAGCAUGGGCGUGGAUUGUAGUGUGGAGAUGCCACACAGCAGGUGGGACGUGGAUGAUUACUACGACCCUGAUGCAACCACAGGUCUGAAGAUGUACGUUCGCCACGCCGCCUUCAUUGAGGGAGUGGAACUCUUUGCUGCCACAACAUUCAGUAUCAGCAAGGCAGAAGCUGAGACUAUGGAUCCUCAGCAGAGACAUUUGUUGGAAGCAGCCUUUGAAGCUCUUUCUGCAGGAGGAUUCAGCAAGGGAUCCCUGAUGGGAAGCUUCGGAGGUGUCUUCGUCGGCCAGGACAAGUGCGAUUGGAAUCGCAUGAUCACUGGAGCCCAAAGUGGCCCCUACGCCGCCACGGGCGGAUCAUCUUCCAUCAGCGCCAAUCGCAUCAGUUACUCCUUGGGACUGAAGGGUCCAUCCGCUACUGUGGACACCGCCUGUUCUUCCUCCCUGGUGGCAGCAGAUACUGCGGCUGCUACCUUGCGACGACGACGCUGCGAUUUGGCGGUGGUUUGUGGUGUGAACAUGUUGCUGUUGCCACAAACCUUCGUCGCUUGCUGCCAAGCCCAAAUGCUUUCAAAGGGCGGUCGUUGCAAGACCUUUGAUGACACGGCCAGCGGCUAUGCUCGAGGUGAAGGCGUGGGCUCCCAUGCCCUGGAACGCUUGGGCAGCUCGCGCUCUGCCGUUGCCGAGCUGCGAGGAUCUGCUUUGAACCAAGAUGGGCGCAGCUCCAACUUGACUUCCCCCAACGGACCUUCACAGCAAGCUGUGGUGCUGUCUGCCUUGGCAGAGGCUCAGGUGAAUCCUGCCAGCCAUGUGUGCCUGGAGACCCACGGCACCGGCACCGCCCUGGGGGACCCCAUGGAGGUGGGCGCCCUGCAGACGGCCCUGGGCUCCUCCGGGCGCCUGCGACCGCUGCAGCUGGGCGCGGCCAAGAGCAACGUGGGACACCUGGAAGGCGGUGCAGGCAUGGUUGGUAUGCUGAAGCUUGCUUCGCUGCUCUCACGCAACUGCCUGCCAGCCAAUCUGCACUUGCAUGAGCUCAACGCACACAUCGCUGAAGACAUCGAUGAUUUUGCUGUUCACUUCCAAUCCGAGUCAUGCCCAAGCAGUUCCUUCCCUUGCGCCUCUGUGAGUUCUUUCGGCUUUGGCGGCACCAACGGACAUGUGGUGCUGGCAGCCACGGCCAUCAGGGCGGAGAAGAAAGGACCCCGGUUUGUUGCUCAUCUUUCUGCAGGGGAAAGCGGCCAGAUGUAUGCCAACAUGGGGAAAGAACUCUACCGCAGCGAGCCCGUCUUCCGCGCUGCCGUGGACCAAUGCGCCGAGCUCCUGGACAAUGAGCUGCCGAAACCACUGCUGGAGGUGAUGCACUCAGACGGCGAUGAUGGCCUGUUGAAUCAGACACAGUACUCGCAGCCGGCCAUCUUUACCAUUGAGUAUGCCUUGGCGGAGCUUUGGCGUUCCCGUGGAUUGGAGCCCUGCGCAGUGUUGGGACACAGUGUGGGUGAGUACGCUGCUGCCGUUGUGGCUGGAGUCCUCACCUUGAAAGAUGCCGUGCAUUUGAUCGCACAGCGCGGACGUCUCAUUGCCGAGAAGUGCGAAGCGGAGGUGGGCACCAUGGCAGCCCUCUUCGCUCCCGAGCAGGAGGUGAAGAAAGCGAUGGAAAAGGCAAAGGUGAAGGCCUCUGAUAUCUCCGUGGCUGCUGUGAAUGGUCCAAAGAUGACGGUCAUCAGCGGCCGCAAGGAGGUGGUGGACAAGGUGGCUGAAACCUCGGGUGUCACCAGCCGACCGCUGACGGUGUCGCAUGCCUUCCACUCACCGUUGAUGCAGCCCAUGCUGAAGGAUUUCAGGUCAGAGGUCGAUAAGGUGUCGAUGAGUGCCUUGAAGGUGCCCUUCUUCUCGACUCUGCUUGGCCGUGAGGCGACUUCCGAGGAUCUGGCCAAGGACAAGGCAUCCCUUCCCGAGCAGGUGGACUACUGGGUGGACCACGUUUCCAACGCUGUGCGCUUCACUGCGGGCAUGGAGGCUUUGGAAAACGCCAGGUCCCCCGAGGUCUUCCUGGAGAUAGGUGCUACGCCUACCUUGGUCGGCAUGGCCAAGCGAUUCCUUGCAAGGAAGGAUGUGAAGUGGGUGGCAAGUUUGGAUCCCAAAGCUACACCAGAUGAAAAGGAUGCCAUCAAGAAGGCGGCCGAAGCGUCUGGCGCAGCAGCCUCCGCCUCCGCUGAUGGUUCCGCCAGCGAAGUGCCUGCUGCACCACUGUUGGAGCGUCAGGCCUACCCUUGGCGCGAAGCCAGCCAUCCGUUGUUGCGGCGUCGUACGCUACGCGCGGACGGCGCCACGGUCUUCGGGGUCCACUUUGGAGGGCACGUCUUGCAGCUGCUGUCGCACCACAUCGUGCAUGGAGAGGUGGUUGUGCCUGGUGCCUGCUACCUGGAAAUGAUUGUGGCAGGCUGCACCACAUUCCUUGGCAAUGAGGCCUGGUGUGUGGAAAACCUGGGCUUCGCCAAGCCUUUGGUUUUGAGGUUGCUGCCGGACGGUUCGCUGGAAGAACCCACGGAGUUGCGCUUGGUGAUCCGACCGGACGGACGGUUGGAAGUGGAAAGCGAGAUAGGUAGCGAUCCAGAGGACAGCAUUGUCUCGGUACACGUAGAAGCAACUCUCGUGACCAAGAGCGGGGGAUGGAGCAACAACCGGCCCGAGCAGGAUUCCUUCAACUUAGACAAGCUUCGGGAGCAAUGUCCAGAGGCCGUCGACAUUGACCUCAUGUACUCCUUCGGCCGCAAGAGUGGCUUGCCCCUGCAGCCACGCUUCCGAACCGUGCGACAUGUGCAGAAAGGCGAUCAGGAGUCGUUUGGUCGAUUGGAGAUGGAGCGUGACGGCACGCAGCAAGGUUUCUGGCUGGGUCCAUCAUUGAUCGAUGGCUCCUUCCAAGCGUCUAUGGCCCUGGCAGAUGCUGCCGUUGGCAUUGGCACACUGAAGAUCCCACUGUCGAUCCGAAGAUUGCAACCUUGCGGACGCAAGUACUCGAUUGCGGUGUGGUCCUACUUCCAGUUGAUUGAUUUCACCGACAAGAGCACUGUGUUCCGUUCCUGGCUCUUGAACGAUGCAGGUGAGGCACUGCUCUACUUCGACCAUGUGCACCUGCAGGAAGUCCGUGACGAACACAUUCAAAAGGUCUUGCAAGCCUCUGGUCGUCAGGGCGCAGAGCAGCAAAUGCUUUAUGACGUGCUCUGGCGCGAAAGUGAACUGAGCAGCCAGGCUUCAGGCGCUCAGCUGCUGCUGGGCAGCCAGGCCGCCCUGCGUCAGCUGGAUGCGAAGGGCCUGCGAAGCGAAGAGAUGCCCAUGGAGGAAGAGGCGCUCCGACAGCUGUUGCAAUCGGAGACAUGGUCAAAGGUCAUCCUGGCUGAUGGUCUCUUGACCUCAAGCGCCUGGAGUUCCAAGCCCGAGUCCGCCGCCUUGCCAGGUGGCGAGCAAGCGGAUGUGGCGGUGUUGAAUCGAGCUAUGCUCUUGACCAAGGUCAUCGCCAAGAUGGGUGCCACAGGGCCCCUGCUGGUCUUCCCCACCUGGGGCGCUCAGCCGCUGGCCUCGGAGGAUGCGGCGCAACGUGGCGCAGGCCUGCCAGACCACAGCGGUCUGUGGGGCUUCGCACGCGCGGUGCGCAUGGAAUACCCAGGCACACUCCGCGUCACUUGUGUGGACUUGGAUGCCUCUAAGGGUACGGCCUCCGCUUGGUCGCAGCUGGCCGAAGCCCUGCCGGCGUUGGGCAACGAAGAGGAGCUGGCGCUGCGGGGUGAAGCCAAAACUGCCAGGUUGGCGCGUUCCGCGGUGAAAUACACCGGCGCCCUGCGGCUCAACAUGCCGGCACGCGGCUCGCUCACGGGCCUGCGCUGCGUGCCACAGGCGGACACGGCGAAGACGGCCACGCCGGCGCCCAACGCGGCACAGCUCAGGAUCCGCGCCGUGGGGCUGAACUUCCGAGAUGUGCUGAAUGUCAUGGGUCUCUACCCGGGCGACCCGGGCCCACCGGGCGCCGACUGCGGCGCUACGGUGCUGGGUCUGGGCGACAGCGUGAAGCAUCUGCACUUGGCCGACGACGUCUUUGGCGAGUCACCGGGGUGCUUGAGCACCUACAACACCAGCUCCGCUGCCUUGCUGACGCAGAAGCCAAGCUCUUGGAGCUAUGAGGAGGCCUGUUGCAUGCCUGUGAUCUUCGUGACCGUGGAGGAGGCCCUAGGCGACCUGGCCAAGUUGAAGCCCAAGGAGCGCGUGCUGAUCCACGCCGCAGCUGGUGGCGUUGGUUUGGUGGCCAUCCAGUAUGCCAAGUUCAUUGGUGCAGAGGUAUACGCAACAGCUGGCGCAGAAGAAAAGCACGAAUUCUUGAGGAGUUUGGGAGUCAAGUACAUUACCAGCAGCCGCAAUGGCAACAAAUUUGAGGAGGACAUGAAGAACUUCCUGAAGGAACAGGGCGCAGAUGGCAUCGAUGUGGUGCUCAACAGUCUCAGUCAUGACGACUACAUCGGCCGUUCUCUGGCCUUGCUGAAGCCUGGUGGUCGUUUCGUGGAGAUUGGCAAGAGGGGCAUUUGGAGCCACCAACAGAUGUUCGAAGCACGUCCAGAUGUGAUGUAUGAAAAGAUUGCAGCUGACACGAUGAUGGAGAAGGAGCCCUGGCGCUACAACGCAUACCUGAAGCGAUUGCUUCAGCGCGUUGACGAGGGGGCUCUGAAACCGAUCAACAUGCACCUCUUCGACGGUUUGGAGCGCGGAGUGGCUGCUUUGCAGUUCCUGCAGCGCGCCAGCAACAUCGGCAAGGUGGUCAUCAGCUCGCCCAGUCGCCUGGGCUGUGAUGCCGAGACCAUGCCGCUCCUUUCGGGUGGUCUGGGUGCCUUGGGUGUGGUCACUGCCACCUUCCUGGUCGAGGAAGGAGCCAAGCACUUGUGCCUCCUGUCCCGAAGCGGGCAACCGGCCAAGGACGUUGGGCCUCAAUGGGCUUGGCUCCAGAAGUGCAACAUUGACCUCCGCAUCGAAAAGUGUGACGUGGGUGUGGAAGAUUCGGUGGUGGCGUUGCGCAACGCCCUGGGAGGCGCUCCGCUGGGUGCUUUGAUGCACCUGGCUGGCGUUCUGGCCGAUGGAGUGCUGCCCAGUUUGACCUUGGAGAGCUUGGAACGAUCCUACGCCCCGAAGGUCCACGGAUUGCUCCACCUCUCACGACAUUUGGACUUCAAGCGCUCGGCGCCUCACUUGCUCUUCUCGUCGACUUCAGCCCUCUUCGGCUCACCAGGACAAGCCAACUACUCAGCAUCCAACUCCUUGUUGGAUUCCUUGGCUGCGUUCUGGAGUUGCCAGGACCCUGCGGGAGCCUUGUGGCGCAAUGCACGAUCAGUGCAGUGGGGCCCAUGGGCUGAAGUGGGCAUGGCUGUGCAGGCCAACACUCUGGGACGAGCUAAGUCGAUGGGCGUGGGCGCAGUGACCAACUCACAGGGACUGGCGAUUAUGAACAGCAUUCUCUCCAGCUCCAAUUUGUUGGUGGGUGCAGUGCCUGUCCGCUGGGGCAAGUAUUUGAAGAGCGCUUAUCCUCAAGUGCCAAACUUCUUGAAAGACUUCGAAGCAGAAGCGAAGAAGGAGGCCGCCGAAGCCCGUGCCGCCCGCGGCGAAGCCAGCGGCGGCGGAAGUUUGUCGGCGUUGGCAGGGCUGUCGCCCGAGGAACGCCUGGAGGCAGUCCGAGCGAGCUUGCGAGACCUCGCACGCGAGGUCAUUGAUUCCGCCGACUUGGAAGCCGACCACGCCUUGAUGGACUCCGGCAUGGAUUCACUUUCAGGUGUGGAGUUCAGGAAUCGUCUGCAGACCGAGUUCGAUGGUGUCAACUUGCCCAACUCCAUGGUCUUCGACUAUCCCACGGUGACGGAGUUGGCAGGUUACAUCAACAGCCAGUUGGGCGACCUGCCAGCCGAAGCCUCCUCCGCGUCCACAGCUCCUGUGGCUGCAGCCCCUGCAGCAGAGACCUAUGUGGAGUCCCUGAAUGCCCAUUGCGUCACCAAAGGUGUGGAAAGCCCAGAGAGCAGACCUAUCUUCCUGGUGCCCGGUGCAGGCAUGCAGGCGGGCAGCUUCCGAUCCCUGGCUCAGCGCCUGGCGUUGCCCUCCUAUGGUCUCAGCUGGCCGCGGGGACUGCCACGCAGCCAGUGGCCCAGCAGCCUCAAGGACCUUUCAGAGCAUUUCUUCAAAGAGAUCCAGAAGAUUCAGCCUCAAGGACCGUACCUCUUCGCUGGUCAUUCCUUUGGUGCCAACGUUUGCCUCGAGAUGGCCAACGUGGUGCGUGCUGCCGGACAGCAGGUGUCCAUGGUGAUUCUGCUGGAUCCUCGAAGUUUGCUUCCAUUGGACGUGAACGUGGAAAAGGCCUUUGAAGACUCAGGUCUCACCGAGAGCUUGGCGUUGCUGUGUCAGACCUUGCCCGGCAACGAAGCACAGAAAUAUCAGGAGUUGCUGUCGAGUCUGCAGAAGGUGGAAGUACAGGACCGUGAUGAGGCUAUCAAAAAAGCGCUGAAUCCCAGCGCAUUGGCAUCUCUGGAACACUUGCACGAGACGACGCAGUGGUACAGUUCAUUGCUGCAGAACGGUGCCGUGCCUGAGUCCAAUGAUGUGCAAUGUGUUCGCUUACAAGCUCCAAUGGCCUGGAAAGCUGAAGCAGCAGAGGAAAGCAUGGGUGAGAAGAUUGUCCGUGAAUUCCAAGCGAAGAACUUCCAGGAGGACGAACUCGUGACCAAGAAGCUGAAGGGAGGAGUCACCAUGAAGGUGCCUGGAACACAUUUCAGUAUGAUGCAUGAGCCACAUGUGGUGAAGGUUGCAUUGCGAAUCUGCUCAGCCAUCGCUGGGCUCGAUGACUAGGUGUUGUACACCUCGUGAUUCGCAAAGCCGGUCAGCCAUCGAGGGUGGAUGGUUGUGCCCAUUGGCAGA
Cladocopium goreaui is the source of this 9402-nucleotide messenger RNA. The record is from the annotation of a GenBank genome assembly. NCBI's taxonomy places the organism in Eukaryota, Dinophyceae, Suessiales, Symbiodiniaceae.